Messenger RNA from Danaus chrysippus (African queen), 903 nucleotides. The record is from the annotation of a GenBank genome assembly. NCBI's taxonomy places the organism in Eukaryota, Metazoa, Arthropoda, Insecta, Lepidoptera, Nymphalidae.
AUGGAGAUUGAAAUAUUAAGCGUAUCCGGUUCCAAGCCACUGGGAAAAAUACGUGUGAAUGAGGAUGCCACUGUCCAAGAUGUGAAAGAAAAGAUUCAUCAGGGUUUAAAAAAAUCUAUGUAUCCUGAAAGACAAUCUAUCAAACUGGAAUCUAAAGGAAGGUCACUUAAAGACGAAACGACUCUGAAAUCUCUGAACGUAGGUGACGGAGCGAAAUUGUAUUUACAAGAUCUUGGACCACAAAUCUCUUGGCGUAAUGUCUUCCUAGCUGAAUACGCCGGCCCUCUGUUUGUUUACUUAUGGGUAUAUCAAAGACCCUGGAUUCUUUAUGGUGAUGUUACAUCAGCCCCAGGAACAGUCGCUACUGUUGCAGCAAUUUGUUGGUCUGUACAUUAUGCCAAGCGACUUCUAGAGACCGUUUUCGUCCACCGAUUCUCAAAGGGGACAAUGCCACUUCGGAAUCUUUUCAAAAACUGUUCAUAUUACUGGUUAUUCACCCUAUACAUUGCAUACCACAUUAAUCACCCACUCUUCACUGCCCCUUGCAACACAUGUUUGUAUGUUGGAGUAGCAGGUUUUACUAUCUGUGAAUUGGGUAACUUAAGCAUUCACAUCCUGUUGAAGAACUUGAGACCACCAGGCACUAAAGUGAGGCGCAUUCCCAAACCGGACGGCAACCCCUUCUCCAUACUUUUCAACUUUGUUUCUUGCCCCAAUUAUACUUACGAGUUCGGAUCUUGGUUCUUCUUCACAGUAUUGACCAAAUGUCUUCCAGCCGGUUUGUUUGCAUUGGUUGGUCUAUAUCAGAUGUCAGUAUGGGCUAUUGGAAAGCACCGUAAUUAUAAGAAAGAAUUCCCCGACUACCCAAAAGGCCGCAAAGCCAUCCUACCUUUUAUUCUCUAA